AUGGAUUACCUUCAAAAGAUUCGUUCAUCUGUUGCUGCCCAAGUCCACUCUGUAGCUGCACAAGUUAAUUUAGCAUUGCCAGGUAAUCCAAUUCUUCGUGAAUAUACUGUUGGGCAGCAAGUUGCUAGUGCUGGGCCAGGUUUGUGUUGGAAAAUAUUUUCAGCUACAAGAAAUUCUACAAAACAGGAUGUCGCUGUUUGGAUUUUUGAAAAGAAGCAAAUGGAAAACUGGUUAAAAGUAAAGAGGGAAGAGUUUCCUGAAGUUUUAAAAAGAGGUGUUAGUCAAUUAACAAGACUUAUGCAUCCAAGAAUUCUGAGAGUGGAAAGAGCUUUGGAAGAAUCUAGAGAUUGUUUUGCUUUUUGUACAGAGCCAGUAUUCGCUAGCCUUGCCAAUUGUUUCAACGAUUUUGGUAAUAUGCCGUCUACCCCAAAAUGUUUAAAAGAUUUUUCUUUGGAAAGUAUAGAAAUUCGACAUGGUCUAUUUCAGUUAUCCGAAGCUUUAGCUUUUCUUCACAAUGACACAAAAAUGGUUCAUUCAAAUAUUUCUCCCAGUUCAAUAAUUAUAAAUAAGAAAGGAGAUUGGAAAUUGGCCAGUUUUGAUUUUUGUAUAGUUGGGGUUGUUUCUACACAAGAUAAGGUCAUUUUCGAAAUACCCAAUUGGAGCAGAAAUUCAAUUUCUGCUUUAUGCCCAGACCUCGAUUAUGUUUCUCCAGAACUUGUUCAGGGUGACACCUUUGACUAUUCUUCAGAUAUCUUUUCGCUUGGAAUGCUUGCUAUUACUUGUUUUAAUAAAGGAAAGUCAAUUAUGGAAAGUCAAAAUUCUUUUGCUUGUUAUCGAAAAAUGUUUGAAAAUUUGAGACAUUCUAUCCCUUCCAUUUUACAAAAUAAACAAGUUCCAGAAGAACUACAAGAAGCAUUAAGUAAAUGUCUCAAUCCUGCACCAGAACAAAGGCUUCCCGUCAUUCAAUUUACAAAAUUAAAAUAUUUUGAACAUCCACUGGUUAAAACAUUAAAUUUUUUGGAUUCAAGGAAUGCUUUGGAUGUGUCUCAAAAAAUUCAGUUUUUCAAGAGUUUACCAAACAUAAUUCCUCAAUUCCCUCUCCGUGUUCAACUUCAAAAAAUUUAUCCUCAUUUGGCUGGAGAAUUUGGAACGCCAAUUUUAAUACCUUUUAUUUUGGAAAGUGUUUUUAUUAUUGUAGAGAAUUGUAAUAGUGAAGAAUUUGUAGAAGAGAUAAUGCCUUCACUUGUUUUAGUAUUUCCUAUACAAACACCUUAUCAGAUUGGCCUAUUAUUAUUAAACAAAGUCGAUUUAUUCUUAAAAAAGAUGCCAACAACAUCUUUAAAACAACAUUUAAUUCCUUUAAUUUUUAAUUCGUUGAGUAAUGAAAGUACUAAAAUACAGGAACUUUGUUUGUUGGAAUUGCCUAGAUUAGUUAAAUAUAUUGAUAGAGAACAAAUGCAUACCCAAUUUUUACCUAAAUUACUUCGUAUGGUGCUUGAAGCGAAGGAGAAUAAGAUUCGUAUAGAAACUAUUACCUGUUUAUCCAAAUUAUUAAAUAAUUUAGAACCUUGGAUGGUUGCUGAUCAAUUACUUCCUUCUUUACCUAAAGUUAAUAGCAAAGAUCCGGGUGUUUUAAUGGCUGUUUUAGGUCUUUACAAAUUAAUUUUUGAAAAUGAUCGUUUUGGAAUUAGUAAAGAACAAUGUGCCAAAAGUGUCAUUCCCUUCUUGGUCAGUACAUCAAUCGAAGCUUCUUUAAAUUUGCCAAAUUUUAAUCAAUUUAUUGAUUUUAUACAUUGUCUUCUUGAUAAAAUGACUGUAGAACAUAAACAUUAUUUGGGGAAGUUGAGUGCUAGUCAGGAAGAACAAAGAGAAGUCAACAAUUUUAUCGAUUAUUUAAAUAAUGGAAAAGUGUUGGAGGAAAUAGUGUCAAAUGAAGGAUCACCUAUAAAACAGCAACAACAACAAACAGCAGCAGGAGUAUCAAUGGAUUUGGGCGAUUUAGAUUUUUUGGUGGGCGGUGGAAUAGCAACAAAAAAGAAUGAGAAAGAAAAUACUAACAAUUUUCCACAAGACCAAUCUUUUCAAACUAAAAAUUUAACUUCACCUUCAUUAAAUCAACAACACAAAUCAUUAUCUUCAUCAUUUAUUUCACCUCCAUCAUCACUUGUAUCUUCACAAAAUUUUACUAAAAAUCAACAAGAAGAGCCUUCAAUUAAUUUUGAUAUAUUUUCUUCAACAAAAAUUAAUUUAAAUGAAGAAAAACAGCAACAACCUUCUUUAGAUUUUCUUGCAGAAUUUUUACCUCCACCAACAUCCUCCUCAAUAUCUUCACAAAAACCCUCCUUUAAUAACUCCUCAUCAUUUCCAUCAUUACCAAUUCCUCCUCCAAAUAAUAAUUUUAUUCCAAUACAAAGAAAGAAUCCAACAACUAAUAAUAAUGAUCCUUUUAAUUUUUUAAUAAAUCAACAAUUAAAAGAAGAAAAUGUUAAAAAAGAAGAUAAUGGUUGUUCUUCAAAUAAUGGUGGUGGGGGUGAUCAAUUUACUUUUUUAUUUAAAUAA
Meloidogyne enterolobii is the source of this 2559-nucleotide messenger RNA. The record is from the annotation of a GenBank genome assembly. NCBI's taxonomy places the organism in Eukaryota, Metazoa, Nematoda, Chromadorea, Rhabditida, Meloidogynidae.